Messenger RNA from Micropterus salmoides (largemouth bass), 2944 nucleotides. Its product is annotated as protein phosphatase PTC7 homolog. Bases 293 to 1186 code for a protein of 297 amino acids. The record is from RefSeq and is a predicted model, not a curated record. Lineage: Eukaryota; Metazoa; Chordata; Actinopteri; Centrarchiformes; Centrarchidae. The transcript has 6 exons.
CAAGUGGAAACAUGUCGGGAAGGAGAGAGCCGAGUGGAGGAACUGUGUACAUGAAUUGCACACCUGAGACAUAAUAAACUGUAACGUGAGUCGGUCAGUUAGCAACUGCCAGGGCUACGUUAACGUUAUUAUUUCACGGAAGCUGGUCAGUCGGGAUCGAAUGGACGGAUAAAGAGACAAACGAGGCUCGAUCCGAAGAAGUAGCCUAGCAGCAGGCAGGCGACCGGGGGCCGAGAAGAGAAGGACACCGUGUGCGUACUCAAGACAAGACGGGAUUGCGCCUUGCUAGGGGAUGUUAUCUGUACUGUCUUAUGGCAGACUGGUAGCCAGGGCUGUCCUGGGCGGACUCUCUCAGACGGACGGUCGGGACUACAGCCUGAUCAGCGCCAGUUAUGGGUUCGGUAAAGACUUUCGCAAGGGGAUCCUGAAGAAAGGCAUGUGCUACGGAGACGACGCCUGCUUCAUUGCGCGGCACAGGACUGCCGAUGUUUUGGGUGUUGCAGAUGGCGUAGGUGGUUGGCGUGACUAUGGCGUUGACCCAUCUCAGUUCUCCGCCACGUUAAUGAGAACCUGUGAGCGACUGGUGAAGGAGGGACGCUUCACUCCCAGUAAUCCAGUGGGUAUUCUGACCUCUGGCUAUUAUGAGCUUCUACAGAACAAAGUUCCCCUGCUAGGGAGCAGCACAGCCUGUAUUGUGGUACUGGACCGACGGAGUCACCAACUACACACGUGUAACCUCGGUGACUCCGGAUUCCUGGUGGUUCGGGGAGGAGAGGUGGUCCAUCGCUCAGACGAGCAACAGCACUAUUUCAACACACCCUUCCAGCUGUCCAUCGCUCCUCCAGGAGCUGAAGGGGUAGUGCUCAGUGACAGUCCUGAAGCAGCUGACAGCUCCUCCUUUGACGUGCAGCUCGGUGACAUCAUCCUGACGGCAAGUGACGGCCUCUUUGACAACAUGCCGGACUACAUGAUUCUUCAGGAGCUCAAAAAACUUAAGACAACAAACUAUGACAGCGUCCUGCAGACUGCACAGAGUAUUGCAAAGCAAGCUCACGACCUUGCCUACGACCCCAACUAUAUGUCCCCUUUUGCACAGUUUGCCUGUGACAAUGGCCUGAAUGUAAGAGGGGGGAAGCCAGAUGAUAUCACGGUGCUGCUGUCCAUUGUGGCUGAAUAUACAGACUAAAAGUGUGUGUGUGUAAGAGUGUUUGUGUGUGUGCGCUUUUCUGGCGCUGGUCCUUCCUUCCCGUCUGCCUGAGUCUUCCACCUGCAGUCCUCCCAAAAUGCACUGCAUCCUGUGGGCUGACAGGGGAGGCCCAACAACACGAUGCACACUCCUCGCUGCAGGGGCCGACGUCCAGACGUGUACAUUUUGUUUUUUUUUCUUCCAAUGUUUUGUUUUGGUGCUUAAACGGUUGAGGGGAAGCAGGCAGCUAGGACAUUUUCAUGUUGAUCAUGAUGCAGGAGGAGCUGAGUGCGACGGGGCUGAGGGAUGCCUUCUAGUCUCCCAUGUCUCAUUGAGUGUCAUCAACACUUCUUGGGUGAUGUGACUAAGAGACAGUGCAGGACGGUUUGCAUUGACUGAGGGCUUUAAAACCUGGUGGCCCUCGUACAAAAAAAGUGAUAUUUAAGCCAUGGUUCGGGAUUCUUCAGAGAGUAGUGACAGAGUUGACUAUUGAAUCCAGCUUUCUGUCUCUGUUGUUGCAGUUGUUAAUCUGUUUCUUGUUGUGUUUUGAACAAAGCAUAUAGACGGAGUGAGGAAAAUGAUGUUGGGAAUUGAUGGGCGUUUAAAGAGUGAGAUUUAAAAGGGUUUUUGGGUUUGGGAAUGUGAACAAUGGGAAAGCGAACUAGUAAUUGCUCACAUCAAAUAAAUCUGUAAAGGGAAACUAUAACACUGAGUUAGAGCUCGCAUGUGAAGAUUGAUCAGUUUUUGUCACUUGGCUGGGAGAUCCGUCAGAGCUAACAUCCUGAUGGGUUGUAAAUAUUUGUGUAUUUAGGGCUGUAUUCUGGCCAUUCAGUUGUCUUCGCUUUGGUCAUUAAAGCAAAAUGAAUAAAAAAGCUAUUUCUUUACUUUUGUGGAAGAUGUACACAUGCAAUCAUAAAUAUCUUUUCUUGUAUAGAUGUUGAUUUUGAAGUGAGCUUUAGCAAUCCCACACUUCCACUUGCGGAAAUGAACAAGAAGACAUUAGCUGAAAUAAUUCACUGCAGCAGUUGUGUGGAAGGAAGGAUGUUAAGUGUGUGUGUGUGUAGAAGGGGGUAUAUGUGAGAAGUUGUUAUUGAAAUGUGUGUAUUUAAUGUUUAUAUCUGUUAUUGCUGAACUAAAGCAAGCAUCUGGGAAUGCUUUCAGUUGCAAUUAUGGGUCAGGUGUGAAUUUAAAGUAAAAGAUGUAUUUUUUAAUGUUAUUUCAUUUUAAAAAGUAAGAGUUUGAAUUGUUGAAGUAUGUGUUGGAAUAUGUGUGAUGGAUGACAAAGAUCUAGCCACCUUAACAAGAAUCGUGUGUGAGAGAGAAUUUUGUUUUUAUUUCUCAGAUCCUUAUUUCCUUUGACAUUUGUUUGCUCGUUUUUAAUUCAGGUGUCUGUGUAUGACUUGACAUGAUCUAUAUGAACAUGGUCACCGUGCUUGUAAUGAGUGUGUGUGUGUGUGUGUGUGUGUGUGUGUGUGUAUAAACUUGUGCUGUAUCAAAUUAGAUUAAUCAGAGACACUAAUAAUACUGUUCUCUCCCAUAGUUGAACAGCUCACUGAAGUGGUUUGGACAACAUCUUUACAGUUUAAAAGCAGGUGCACCAAAUACACAUUUUCUUUGUGUAUGUCUUUAAGCUUUGUUCUUACAAACAUCAUACAGCAAUACUGUAAAUUCCUUGUGCUCUGAAUCGUGUGUGAUGGCCAGACGUGUGUGUGGAAAUGUUCAGAGGGACAUUAAAAUGUCUUUUCUAUGCCUGAAGAA